CAAUUCUUUGGUACAAGUUGUACACGUCACGGAUCACUUCAUCGAAUCGCUGCCUUUCUUUACUCCCACUGUUACUUGACGAAUACCUCACCGUGCCCUGAGGGACAAAAUACAGUUGGGGUCACUCAAAGACCUGACAAGAAUUCUUUCAGCAAGGGCAGAGAUCUGACCUGGGGAUUGGCUCGUUUGGCCCAAAAGUAUCUGCGCAUUCAAGUUCAAGGGACUGUUUCAGCAGCGAUUCACAAGUCUAUUAAGGUUUGUGAACAAUGGAAGAACCAAUACAGCUGACAACAUUUGGCUCACCAAAAUUGACAAGUGUCACCACUGAUGCUAAGGCAAACGGUAUCGACACUAAACUGCUGACUUCUCAAGUGGAUACAGAAGCGAAUAACAACCGGGUCGAUCCCCUUACAGACGGCAGUCUCGAACUCAACAUUAAGGACAGCGCUCAAGAGAGAGAAUGCAAUAGUGUGCCACAUGAAACAGCCGUUGUAAUCCCAGAGCCUCCCCCACCCCCGGCUAUUCAGUUAUCAUCGUCCACCCCACCCUCAACUACCAGCGCUGUCACGGUGGGUACUUUGGCUACUGCAGAAAUUAUCGAUAACGAACCUGUAUCCGUCAAACCAGACGCAGACUCGAUUAGUAAGGUUACCGAUGAGCCAAUAGGCGACGUUACGCUGACAGCUGCUCCUGUGACUGCUGAAAGCCCUGUGAUUGAGGAAAGUAAUAGCUUGGUACACGAAAAAGAGGCAUUCUCACCCCCAAUCCAGUUGACAACAUUUGGCAAGCCCCUUUCACCAAUUAACGAGACACCUGAGAAUGUGAAAUAUGACAAAAAUGACCAGGUGGCGAAACCAACAGAGGUACAAACAACGCAUACAGCUGUUGAAACUACGACUACUCUUUGCGCAAACACGGACUCGAAACCGAGCACAGACCAAGCACCGGAACCAGACGAUCCAGCGGCGGUCAAAAAUGGCGCCGGGGUCGACACCACUGCUCUCCUGAGCACGGAGAUCGAACUCGGGCCCGCUGAGCUGACACCGGAGCCGGUCGUUCUAACCGACGAGGCGGCCGAGUGCCACAGCGACACGUCCGGGAUGAAGCUGGCAUCUUUGAACUCCGAGCUAAACACCAUGUUCGUCAAGUCCGGUGAUACUGAACGGAGGUUGAGCCAGACCAGGGUCAUGGUUUUGUGCACCAUGGCGGUAGCGACGGUCAUGUUGAUCGUUGUGGUAGUCGGCUUGGUGCUACUGACUACUUACAAAGACGUCUUCGCGAUUCCAGGUUUGUCUACUAGUUUACAAAGAGUUACAGUGAAAGGAGAAGUCAAGAUUGUAAAUCUACUCUUUAAUCCACAAUACCAGAUCGGCACAUCAGACGGAUACAAGUCCCUCCAAAGAAACUUUAUACAAUCGAUAGACAACCAUUUCGGAGGAAGUACCUACAGUAACAUUUAUAGGUCAACCCGCGUUGAACAAGUCAGAAAUGGCAGCGUCAUCGUUGUCUUCUCAGUCCGAUUGAAGCCGAUGAAGAAACUGCAGUCUUCUAUGGAUGUUAAGUCUGAAAGGGAAAUAUACAAGAGGGCGAAGGAAUUCCUAAAGACAGAUUUUCGAUCAGUGGAGAUCAACUUAAGAACGUACAAUGUUUCUUGGAUUAAACUGGAGUUAUUAUUUGGAUCUGAGUUAUUCACUGAGGAGCCCUAUACCACACCUCACGUGACUACAGCACGCAUUCAGAUAUACCCCAUGACUACGCCAGUCACAAGCACAACUGCUGGCGACCAGUCAACGACGACGACACAAACGGCAGUCCCUCCAGCCACAACGGGCGUGACGAUAACAACCAGUAACCAAGCGGUCACCACCAAAGCAUCUACGAGUGCAGCUCCAGAGACUAUGACCAUGAUGAAAGUAAGCAACAGUACGACUGGUACGACAACCGUGUCAACCACCAACUGGAGCGAGACAGUGACGUCAGUCACAACAACAUUAUCUCCCAGUACAUAUGCAAUUGUCAAUGACACUUUAACUGACGCCAACACAACCGAAAUGGUUACACCAACGGCGAAUUAUACUACUCGUCGGAGAAGAAGUACAAGGUUUACCAAAGCGUGGACUUCUAAUCUCUUCACAACGUGGCGGUCUACCAGCCUACCUACAGAGACGCCUAUAGCAACUGUUGAUGUCGUAGCAGAAUGUCGUCCGAAUGCGCUGGAGGCCUGCGUCCUUCGAGGCUGGUCGACCAACGUUACCCGAUCGCCCAACCGUUUCGGCCUUAAGAGUAGCGUGGUAUCUCAGAUUUGGAAUCAGUUCAUCGAGUUGACAGAGGCCACAGCGGGGAAUAACAUGACGUGGCGGGUCAUCUGUAGCCUUCUGGCACCCUCUUGCGAUGGUCGUCUGGUAGGUCCAACACUUCCGUGCAGGUCGGCGUGCCUGGCUGCCGUUCGCUCAAUGAAAGACACUGUGGAGGCGAGAACGAUGGGGGCGUUGUGUAACGAGUCGCUACCGGAGUCAGACUCGGAGACCAUUUGCUUUAAGUCUUCUUAUCAAGAUGGUUAUUAUGCUCCGCUUCCCGAAAACCCCUGCCACGAUCAACUGUGUCUAAAUGGGGGAUCCUGCUUCGCUAUUAACGAUGAGUGGUUCUGCCGCUGUCCAGAAUCGUUUGGCGGCGGCCGCUGUGAGAUCGAUCCAUGCAACCCAAACCCUUGCCAGAAUGGGGCCACAUGUCACAGUCAUGCAUUUUCCGUCAUAGUUUACGUGUGUGCAUGCCCUGAGAGUUUCCACGGAAGACACUGUGAACUCAGCACUGGAGUAUCAUACCUUCCUACUACACAACAGGCCGUGCGUGCACCAGUUGAGAUCAACCAAACCGAGUGCAGUCAGCUGCUUCCCUACAACGCGUCUUUUUCCGACAGAAAGGUGCCGGACUGGCGCGUGCUGGCGCCCUACGCGUCGUGCAGCGAUGACGCCCGGCUGAUCUUCUGCUUCAUGGCCUUCCCAGAAUUCACACUUCCAGGGAGCCAGCCGAGGUCACCAUGCAAAGCACUGUGUGAGAGGGUUUUCAACGAAUGCGACGCGUUCUUCAGCAUGCUGGGAUGGGAUUUCCCGGGCAUUUGUGAAAUGUUAGGCACCAUCCCAAUAGCGGUGAAUAACUUCUGCACUAGAAGCUAUCCGUAAAACAAUCCCAUGAUUGGUCCCACACAAACAGGCGUAUCUUUAGAAAGUCCGUUUAUACAUAAUGAUCCUCACGAUUUGUCAUUGGCCACAGUAUCUAUAUCAAGAGGCCAAAUUUGGUAAGGAAAAUUUAAAAGCAGCUGAAUUACAAUGAUCUACUUAAGCUAUCAUCGACUGAUGUACUCGCAUAUCAAUUGUCUUAUUAAUAUUAAUUAGUUUGGUGCUUCUUCUUUGGUAAACGUAAUGUUAAAAUCAUAUGGGUUUUCAGUCCUGUCAAUAUAAAAGUGCACAUAUUCGGAUUUGUUUUACAUACAGUACAUUGUGGUUUUUCUAUAUGUCGGUACCGGCUAUAAAAUAUAUGUAGCCUGAAACCAAUGAUUGACAUUUCUAACUCGUAAAAAACUGAAAUGCAACAACUUCAACUCAUGCAUAAGUAUCAAAUGUAAAUUGUCGGAGACUUUUUCUGAAGACUGGCCGAAUUUCGCUUUUCCUUGAACUGCGCAGGUGUGACAUAAAUAAUAAAACGGUGUAAAACACAAAAUGGCACUCCAGACCACAGAACACAUUAACAUAAUUGACAAGGAAAGCCUGGAGGGAGAUCGUCAAUAUUUCAUUACUGGGUUUCUAUGGUAACAAACCAAAGCGCUGAGGAGCCUUGUGGUCUGAUAUCGGUUAAUCACGCACACAGUGAAGGAAAACGUUUAUUCAUCACGAUAUUCGGAGAAGCAUUACUUCAUUUCAUCAUUCCAAUGGGCGUAAACCGGGGGCUAGGAUGGGGUCUCCCCACCGUUUUGAACAGAGGGUGAGGUGUUUAAUCACCCCACACACACUUUUUCUUGGUGAGUACAACUUAAGGUGGUUUGCGACGUAUUUUUCGGACUUCUCAACAACAACAUGCAUUCAAUAGCACUCAAAACGGGAGGACAAUCAAAGGAAGCCCUACACACAUGCCGUCCUGGUGUAAGAUUGGGCUGGAAUGUAAGACACAGUACAGAUGGACAUCGGUAUUAUGAACAUUAGCCCCUGUAUAGUGCCAUAUGGUGUCAUGCCAGCACCCCCACGCCUUUUUAAUUUCAAUGGCUGGGCAAGUCACACCCCCCGUUCCCUAUCUCCCCCCUCCCCGUUUUCCGAACAAAUUUACACCACUGAUCAUUCCUUUUCCUCGUAUAAAGCAUUAAGGUCACCAUCUAGAAGCAGUAGCUACUCUACUUGCUUUGCCAUCCAUGAACAUUUCCGCAAAAUGGAUUGUACCUUAGCCGCAAAUGUACUUUUCCUUUCUCUUUAAAAUGUCAGAAUCUUCAGUAUAGUUCGCGCCUUUGAAUACAAAAUAUGAAUGAAAUUCAUAUUUAGUAUCAUUGUACACACGUUUUAGGGGCGACAUUGGAGGGGUGAGUUUCCAAGGUACAAAGAGGAUUAAUUAAUAUUUUAUUAAGAGCAAUAAUGAUAAUGUAGAGGUAAUUUACAGUACAAUUGCUGCAUAUCUUGAAUCUUUUUACUGCUAGGCUAUUAUCCAGCAAAACAGUAAUGACCGUCACAAGGGUGUUGGUACGUGUACUAAUUUAUGUCAAUAUCGUUUGCCUGUUAUGAAUUGAUUUAAUUAACCAAGUACUUACAAAUGGAAUUCGCAUUUUAAGGUUACUUCACUGUUAUUUUGUCAUUGAUGUUUAUAUUCAUUGAUUUAUUUACCCAGAUCUGAAGAACAAAUGUUAGGGUUGUAAUAAUUUUUACUGUUUUUAAAUAUGUUUGCACUUAUACACCACAUUUCCCGUGAUUUUUGCAGUCCCCCAUCAGUGGGGUCCGACAACGUCCGAACUAGAUGCUCUGUAGCCUUCUUGUCAAGGCAAUCGCUGCGACAAUGCGGUGUCAUGCACAUUGCUUGUUGAGAGACUGAUAGGUACCAAUUCCAACCUGCUGCAGCGGUAGUCCAUAUAACAACCCGCUUCCAAAGGCUCAUGAAUAAUUCAGUUGAUGGAACAAUAAUCCCGUGGAUCAAUCACCCAAUGCACCAUGGUAAUCAUAAUUAUGCAAACGCGAUAAAUCUUCUGCGCAACGCCAUAGGUCCAGACCUCUCAAUCGAGUAUUUCCAUCAUCUACUUGGUCAUCACGGGAUAACAUUUUCUAUGUGGGUAAAAUAUGAACAGUGGUACCAAGAGCCACGGUGAAAUUAAGAAAACCAUUAAUGAAUUGAAUGACGGGGUAAUCUUUUCUCAAGCGCUGUACAUGCUGCAUGUGGAUUUAUAAAUAAUGGCAGCGACUACCUUGACUUUAAUGCUCUACCCACUAGUUUAUCACUUGCAGCUAGCGAGCCAUGGUGACUGAAUAAUAGGCACAGACCAAAGAUUGUCUAUCUACAAGGUUUGAUGACAGUUCAAAGAGACGUCAGUGCAACGAAAUAGAUGCUUUUUCAAUCUCAGACACAUCUGUGCACAAUGUCUUUGGACCUUCACAAUUUUAUAAUUGUAAAGGAACCAGAAUUCAAGAACGUUUUUUAAAUUAGAUUUGGAAUUUUGCAUGAUGGACUUGUAAUUUGGAAGGGAUUACGAUUGCGCCAAGUCUUAAAGAGCUCUUGGUACCUUCAAAGAUUUGAACCAGCGUUUUACCUCAAUUAGCCUAUUGGGGUAUGGCGGACACAAUGGUAGAGCGCUGUUUGGUUUGAGUAAAAUCUGUUGUGUUCACUUCAAAUUUUCACAUUUCAAGUAACGCGCACCCUUCUGCUAUGCCCGCCAUGUUUCCAAACAAAACAAAUUCUUUCCUCCCGAAGACAACCACGGCAUGCUGAUAAAAACGUCGAGCCCAAGCAAUUGGUUCUUUUCAGAACCACACAGUUCUUCCCAAGAGCUUUUUACACGGUAGUAACGCAAGCCCCGGCCUUCCAUAUGCAGAGUGAUUUUUUUAUUAUUUAAUUAUUUUUUAUUAUAAACUGAUAAUAAAAUGACGACCAAUGUGCUUUA
Acanthaster planci (crown-of-thorns starfish) is the source of this 6127-nucleotide messenger RNA. RefSeq lists its product as uncharacterized. Gene Ontology annotation, cellular component: plasma membrane. Gene Ontology annotation, biological process: non-canonical Wnt signaling pathway; canonical Wnt signaling pathway; Notch signaling pathway. Lineage: Eukaryota; Metazoa; Echinodermata; Asteroidea; Valvatida; Acanthasteridae. The record is from RefSeq and is a predicted model, not a curated record. Gene Ontology annotation, molecular function: Notch binding; Wnt-protein binding; Wnt receptor activity.